This is a messenger RNA of Arabis nemorensis, 501 nucleotides long. The record is from the annotation of a GenBank genome assembly. Lineage: Eukaryota; Viridiplantae; Streptophyta; Magnoliopsida; Brassicales; Brassicaceae.
AUGGUAACCUCAUCUCCGUCGUCUCAAUCUCUUCUCUCUUUUCGAUUGACGAAUGUUGCUGUCGAAAACAAUUCAAUUCGUAACGCCGAAUCGUCGCGAUUCUCGAAGUUUUAUAGUGCUGAUGCGGCAAUCGGAGGCUCGCUUGUCGAGGAAUCGAAUAUUUCAGAUGCUGAUUAUGCGUCGCGCAUUGAUCUGAUUUCAAAAGUUUUCGGUAUCGAUGCAGCUGAACGUUACUUUGAGGGUCUGAGUCUAGCUUCAAAGACUCCUGAGACCUAUACUUCUCUGCUUCAUGCGUAUGCUGGCUCCAAACAAACCGAACGAGCAGAGGCCUUGUUCGAUAGAAUCAUAGAGACCGAUAAUCUUAGUUUUGGUGCCAUCACAUACAACGAGAUGAUGACUCUAUACAUGUCAGUCGGCAAGUUGAGAAAAUGCCCGAGGUUAUCGAAAUGCAAAAGCGUAAAAAGGUUUCUCCGGAUAUUUUUACUUGCAAGCAACCUUUAA